AAUUCUCUCUUAUGGUGUUUAUCCCACUCGCUCACUUUCAAACUACAUAUCUCGCAAGCCGCAAAGGAGCUUCCGCCGCCGCAGAAAGAAAGAGAAAGCGAGAAAAAUGGAGGCAGCGAGAACUGUUAAGGACGUUUCUCCCCACGAAUUUGUGAAGGCCUAUGCCACCCAUCUCAAGCGCUCCGGCAAGAUUGAGCUUCCUCCAUGGACCGAUAUUGUCAAGGGUGGUAAAUUUAAGGAGCUUGCUCCAUAUGACCCUGAUUGGUACUAUAUAAGAGCUGCUUCCAUGGCAAGGAAAAUCUACAUGAGGGGAGGUCUUGGUGUUGGUGCCUUCAGGAGGAUAUAUGGAGCUGCCAAGAGAAAUGGCAGCCGCCCACGUCAUUUCUGCAAGAGCAGUGGCUCUAUUGCUCGUCACAUUCUCCAGCAAUUGCAGAACAUGAACAUCAUCGAUCUUGAUACCAAGGGUGGUAGGAGAAUCACAUCUAAUGGCCAACGUGAUCUUGACCAAGUUGCUGGAAGGAUUGCAGUUGCCCUCUGAGAAAUUUAAUAGAUGCUUUCCAAUGGGUUGAGUUCCUGAAUUUAGUUGUUUGAAAGAGUACUAUUUUAGGAGGCAAUGAUAAUCAAUUUCCUGGUUGGUCUGUGUCUUUCUGGUUUCUUCUAUAUGAAGCUUUUUUUUUUGUUUUGAAUUCCAAUAUGCUGUUUGUUGGCUAUGGACCUUCAAUUUUGAAGUCUAUUUAAAACUCAUUUCUAGAAA
Durio zibethinus is the source of this 754-nucleotide messenger RNA. Its product is annotated as small ribosomal subunit protein eS19x-like. The record is from RefSeq and is a predicted model, not a curated record. Lineage: Eukaryota; Viridiplantae; Streptophyta; Magnoliopsida; Malvales; Malvaceae. Gene Ontology annotation, molecular function: RNA binding; structural constituent of ribosome. Gene Ontology annotation, cellular component: cytosolic small ribosomal subunit; ribosome. Gene Ontology annotation, biological process: ribosomal small subunit assembly; translation.